This is a messenger RNA of Henningerozyma blattae CBS 6284, 1503 nucleotides long. It is a transcript of the gene NVJ3, whose product is annotated as Nvj3p. The record is from RefSeq and is a predicted model, not a curated record. Bases 1 to 1503 code for a protein of 500 amino acids. The transcript has a single exon. NCBI's taxonomy places the organism in Eukaryota, Fungi, Ascomycota, Saccharomycetes, Saccharomycetales, Saccharomycetaceae.
AUGUCAAUUUUAUAUAAUACAACCUCAAAACUUAUAUCCAAGUAUCAAAAGAAUUUACCAUCGAAGAAUGUAAGAUUGAAUUCUGAUUCAAGACAAUUUUCGAACAGUAGUAAUGACAAAAAUACUUUAAAUAUUACCGAUCAUGGAAUUAUAAAUAUACCUGAUGAAAUAAUUGAUAUUCCAUUUAAAUCCAAAUAUCCAAAAAACUCAAAACAAUACCUGACUGAAUUAUGUAAAUCUGUUUAUCCAAAAGAAUUGCAUCCAACAAUAAAUUCCCUGGAUUCUGACGUUGAUUUAGCCAUUCAUGCAUUUAUGUCUCUUAUUGUUAAAAAUUAUGUAACAUAUUGGUAUGGAAGAAAAAUUCCUACUGAGGACAAUGAAUUUAUUAUUAAAAUAUUUAAUUUAAUUCAAGAUAUUAUUACAAGAGGUUCAAAAAAUUUUGAUGGUAAUUUAAAUAUAACCCAUAAAUAUGAGGCUCUUUUAUUUGAUGAUAUUCCGUAUAUUAUUUCUGAACAUUUUAAUUCAAUGAAGAAAUGUAAAAUAGCAAUUCAAUCCCAAAAUCGAAAUUCAAAAUCGAUCUUGGAAAUGUAUUCACAAUUAACUUGUUAUAAUUCUAAAGACUAUCCAGGCAAAAUAACAAUUUUAAUCAAGCCAAUAUUGAUGAAUGAUUCAUGCUCUACUUUACAAUCCACAUUUUUUGACUCUUUAUUAGAUGAUUUUUUAAUGGGUAGAAUCUGGUGUUCUAUUUCCCAUCCUUAUUAUUUGAUUAAAGGAAUUAAUAAAAUCUGUUAUAAAAUAAAUUCUAAAAAAAAAACAUCUAAACAAGAAGAAUAUGCCAAAAAAAAUAAUAAUAAGUACGAAGAUAAUAAUUUAGCCAUAAUUAUUUCGCAAGUAUAUUUAAAGUUUUUACAAAUCACUCAAUUUUUUUGGUUUUUGAUCUGUUUAUUUAAAUCUAAUGACAGCCAGUCUUCUAAUGAUAUUUUAAAAAAACCUAAAAAUGAAUCUUCAAUAGUUCACCGAUAUAUUUUCAAUUUUAUAUUAAUUGACACUUUGAAAUUGAAUAAUAAGAAACCUUUAAUAUUUUUUGUUUUACAAAUAAUACGAAAAUUAAUAAUUCAUUUCAAACAAAUUAAUAAUAAUUUACAAACCCAUAUAAAUAUGCUAAUCUAUAGCAAAUUAUGUUCCAAAAGAACUGUGUAUAAUUCAAUUGAUAUGAUUAGAACAUUAAUGUUUCCAAACGAUAAUAGUAUGGGACCGAGAACAAUCAUACCUGAAGGUAAAGAUUGGGAAAUAUUCAAAACAGAAUGUGCCAGUGAUAUUUGGGACAUAAUUCUAAACUAUAAAUUGAAUAUUUUUUUGAAUAUAAAGAAAGACGAAAUUACUGAAUUUAUUGAACUACUAACAAUAGAGCCUGAAUGCAAUGCCAUAUUAUAUUAUAGAUUACUUGAUUGCAUUCUUGCUUAUCAAUGUGAUCAAGAAAAUGAUACGGUAAACUAUUUAUAA